UAAAGCGCGCACGCUGUCAGAAGCAGCUGAUCACAAACGUGAUUGAGGCAGAAUCAGCAGGACAGAGUUACCUCAGAGCACCUUGCUACCUACCCACAAUGGCAUCAGAAGAGCUGGCCAGGAAAUUGCAGCGCAGGUUAGCUGCGGAACAAUCCGUACUCCCGGACCCGUGUGUGUUGGAUAACCCGAUAAAACAGAGUCACGGAGAGUCACAAGAAAAAAUCGGUAACAAUGGCAAUGCAACAUCCGAACUCACAGAAAAACUCAACCGAAGACUGGACAUUAAUGAAGGCAAUGCGGAGUCAAAACAAGCAAAGAUUUUUAAUCCUUACACGGAAUUUAAAGAAUUCUCGAGGAAACAGAUCAAAGAUAUGGAGAAAAUGUUUAAACGGUAUGACUCCGGUAAGGAUGGCUUCAUUGACCUGAUGGAGCUGAAGAUGAUGAUGGAGAAGCUGGGAGCUCCACAAACCCACCUGGGCCUGAAGAACAUGAUAAAGGAGGUUGACGAGGACUUUGACGGCAAACUCAGCUUCAGAGAGUUCCUGCUCAUUUUUCGGAGAGCUGCAGCAGGUGAGCUGCAGGAGGAGAGCGGCCUGAUGGCGCUGGCGCGGCUUUCAGAGAUUGAUGUGUCCACCGAGGGAGUUCUGGGUGCAAGGGACUUUUUUGAGGCCAAGGUUCAGGCUUUAGCAGUACGCAGCAAGUUUGAGGCGGAGAUCCGUGAGGAACAAGAGGAGAGGAAACGACAGGAGCUGGAGAGAAAGCAGCGACGUGCAGCUUUCAAAGAGCUCCAGUCCACCUUUUGCCCCUAAAGGUCUUCCCCAGAUGAACCCUCUCCCCAAAACUUUUAUUCUUGCAUCUAGCUCUAGCAACCAUGGCCCUGAACAUCUGCUGUGUCUGGAAUACUAUGACUACAGGACCAACAUUUCUUGUUGUAGUGAAGGCUGGUAUGGAGUGAGAGGUUUAGGCAGCAGCUACUUUGCUAUGUCCUCCUUGUUGCCCAUUAUUAUGUUGCCACAAAAUCACCACAACAUUAUGGUAACCUGCUAGCUGGACCACUAGGCUAUUAGAGUACUUACUCGAGUUACAGUCAAACACUUGCCUCUUAAAACAUUUUACAUCAGUUCAUCUCCAAGCUGCAAGUGAGCAGCUUAUAUGCACAGUAGAAACUGCUCAGAUGUGGAAAGGAAAAUGCUUUUAGUUAGAAAAAUGAAAAAGAACAAAACACUUACAUUAUAGUUUGAACAGAGGUCUUAAAAUUGUGUUUUAAAUUAUUAUAUUAUGAAUUGAUUAUAGAAAUAUAGUGUAUUUGGGUACCUUAGCAUAAAUGUUGUAGCUAAGUUAAAAUUGAUUCACUGGAGCACAUGUUUAAUGUUGACUGAGAUUCCUAAAAUGGCAGAAAGAGUUUUUGAAGGGAAGGUUCAGUUUAGUUUUAGUUGAGGUUUAG
Molecule: messenger RNA, 1444 nt
Organism: Megalops cyprinoides (Indo-Pacific tarpon)
Lineage: Eukaryota; Metazoa; Chordata; Actinopteri; Elopiformes; Megalopidae
Gene: efhd1
Product: EF-hand domain family, member D1
Exons: 4
Coding region: 99-809 (236 amino acids)
Molecular function (GO): calcium ion binding
Source: RefSeq, a predicted model, not a curated record